AUGGCCUCGGCGUCCAGCAAAGUCGGCGGCCUGGCCGUCGCAGUGCGCGUCAUUGUGCCCGUCGCCCUCGGAUCCGCCGGGUACGCCGCCUACCGGGUGAACUGGCCGACCGCGAUCCAUUCCUUCCUGACGGGGCCGGGACGCACGUCGCGGAUCCUGCUCCUGCUGUUUGCGGUGCUAAACUGGAAGAAUCUGCCCUUUGCUUGGACGUACCGCGUCUUCUACGCCAUCGUCUACCACAACCUGCUGCGCAAGUCGCCCGACCUGACGCCCCGGGCGCUCUUCAAGCCCAUGAUUUCCGAGACGCGCGCGCCGCUCCUCGAGCUCGACUACAACCUGCACAAGUCCAACUCGACCUACUUCACCGACCUGGACGUGGCGCGCACGCACCUCGUGUCGUACCUGGCGCGCCGGGCCAUGCGCAACCUCGCGCACAACCACCGCACGGGGCUGGUGCUCGACCCGCGCACCGGCCGCCCCGCCCGCGGCCCCCUGGGCAUCAUGCUCGGCUCCGUGGCCUGCAGCUUCCGGCGCGAGAUCCGCGCCUACCGGGGCUACGAGCUGUGGACCCGGGUGCUCGCCUGGGACCGCAAGUGGCUGUACGUGGUGACGCACUUCCUGCCGCGGGGGACGGCCAAGCCCACCGAGUGGCUGGACCCGCGGUUCGCGGCGGUGCGCACGCGCAGCGGCAGCGACGCCUCGGGCGGCUGGGAGGCCAAGAUGCACGCGGCGGCGGUGAGCAAGUACGUCUUCAAGCUGGGGCGCUUCACCGUCCACCCGGCCAUCGUGCUGGCCGACGCGGGGCUGCUGCCCGACCGCCCGGGCGGGUGGCGCGGCGGCGACCACCACGUCGGCGACGAGGGCGCCGACCUGGGCGACGUCGACUUGGCGGCCGACGGGGACUGGGACUGGCGGAGGGUCGAGGCGCACCGGAGACGGGGCAUGGAGAUGGCGGCCCAUCUCGAGGCCUUGGACGGCACGACCGGGUGGUUUGACGGAGGCACCUAUGGCGCCCUGGCCAAGAUGGGGCCCUGCUGA
Ustilaginoidea virens is the source of this 1038-nucleotide messenger RNA. RefSeq lists its product as uncharacterized. NCBI's taxonomy places the organism in Eukaryota, Fungi, Ascomycota, Sordariomycetes, Hypocreales, Clavicipitaceae. The transcript is spliced from 2 exons. Bases 1 to 1038 code for a protein of 345 amino acids. The record is from RefSeq and is a predicted model, not a curated record.